Phoenix dactylifera (date palm) is the source of this 1161-nucleotide messenger RNA. The record is from RefSeq and is a predicted model, not a curated record. Lineage: Eukaryota; Viridiplantae; Streptophyta; Magnoliopsida; Arecales; Arecaceae.
AUGGAAGAACGUUUCCGAUCUGCUGAUAAGUCUCUUGCUGGGACAUUAAUGGCUAAGCUUACCACCAUGAAAUUUGAUGGUACUUGUGGGAUGCAUGAGCAUAUCCUUGAAAUGACAAAUAUAGCUGCUAAACUGAAGGCUCUUGGGAUGGAUGUAAAUGAAUCCUUUUUAGUUCAAUUUAUUUUGAACUCCUUGCCUCCUCAAUUUGAAUCAUUUCAAAUUCACUAUAACACUAUUAAGGAUAAGUGGAAUGUGAAUGAAUUGACCAGUAUGCUUGUUCAAGAGGAGACAAGACUUAAGCAACAAGGACAUCAUUCUGUCAAUCUUGUAAGUCAUGGUGCCAAGAAAAAAUGGAAGAAGCCAAGAAAGGGCAUGAAGAGUGGACCAUCCAAGGGUAAAGAACCUCAUCAUGAUACCGAGGUUCAUAAGAAGAAACAAAACAAAGAUAGAUGUCAUUUUUGCAAGAAAUUGGGACACUAUCGAAGGACUGCCAUAAACGCAAGGCAUGGUUUGAAAAGAAAGGAAUUCCUUACAACCCAGAUGCAAGAUCCAAAUGAGAGUUUUAUCGUUUCAGGGAAUGGGGUUAGAGUUCCUGUAACAGCUGUUGGAACCUAUCGUUUGUUUUUAAAUACUGGUUGUCAUUUAGAUUUGCUUCAGACUCUUUAUGUUCCUUCUAUUUCUAGAAAUUUAAUUUCUGUUUCUAAACUUGAUGUUGAAGGAUAUUUCUUUAAAAUUGGGAAUGGUAGUUUGCGUCUUUUCAAAGACAAUGUCUUCCUUGGUUCUGGUGUUUUGUGUGAUGGCUUAUAUAAAACAGUGGAUGUCUUAGAGGUAUACAUUACUGAGGUUGAAAGACAAUUAGACAGAAAGGUGAAAAUUGUCAGGUCUGAUAGAGACGGUGAAUAUUAUGGUAGGUAUGAUGAAACAGGACAACACCCUGGCCCAUUUGCUAAACUCUUAGAAAAGCAUGGUAUAUGUGCCCAAUAUACUAUGCCGAAAACGCCACAGCAGAAUGGAGUAGCUGAAAGGCGUAAUCGUACACUUAUGGAUAUGGGUUGGAGCUACUGGUGGUGGUGGUGUGUGGAGCUAAGUGGUGGUGGUGCUGGAGCUAAGGUUGUUGCUGGUGGUGAUGGAGCGGAGGCAGCUGCUGCUCGAGAGGAAUGA